GGAACUGUCGAUCUAAAGCCCUUUUGAGUUUAAUCGGACAUUGUUUUAAGUAUAUAUCAUUAUUGACAUUUAUAAAAAAGGAAGCACAAAAUGGACAAAUCCAAGGCUUUAAAUGUGCUGCUCAAGAUGAAAUUUAUGCAGCGUAAAGAGGAGGCAAAGCGGCGGGCCUUAUACGAAUCUCAACAGUAUGAUGAAAUCGAGGAUCGCUUGCACGAGCGCACCACGGUAGUGAACGGGGAGUUUCCCUCUUCUUCCUCUGCGCAUUUUGCCACCUUGCAGGAGCCGAUUAUCCUCGACAAUUCCUCAUUUCCUCGCAGCGGCUACCAAUAUGCGCGUCGCUUGUUUACCACCAAUACAGAAACAAUCUCAAAACGUCUUGCUGAGGAAUCUCAUAAUAUUAGUAAUGAUAACAUUGAGCGUUGCACCUCACGAGAAAAAAGCGAAAGUAGCAUUGAAGCCUAUAACAUCUGGGAUGAGGUUGAGAAUGAUCCUUCCGCGAUUUCGAUCGAUUCUACAGGUCCCAAAAAGUGCUCUGUCAGAAAUGAUACCUUAGAUUCGGUUAAAAAUCCAGAAAGCGAAGCUAAACAUACAACCCAAAGUAGAGGAAAUAUUGAAACGAAGCGCUUUCACCCGCCGAACGCUAUCAACGCGCCGAAACUACCUAAAAGACUUGCAGAGGAGAUGACACGGCAAAAAGGAACUAAACGGCGUCGGAAGGAUAAUCCUGGCGCGUAA
This is a messenger RNA of Phytomonas sp. Hart1, 735 nucleotides long. NCBI's taxonomy places the organism in Eukaryota, Euglenozoa, Kinetoplastea, Trypanosomatida, Trypanosomatidae. The record is from the annotation of a GenBank genome assembly.